Molecule: messenger RNA, 2583 nt
Organism: Aethina tumida (small hive beetle)
Lineage: Eukaryota; Metazoa; Arthropoda; Insecta; Coleoptera; Nitidulidae
Exons: 14
Coding region: 22-2472 (816 amino acids)
Biological process (GO): lipid metabolic process
Source: RefSeq, a predicted model, not a curated record
UAUACUUUUAAUACUAGCAAAAUGUAUAGCCUCAUUACUGUUGUAUUUUCACUUAUCUUUGUAGUUGACGCGCAAAUUCACCUAAACAACAACGUCUGCAAAAGUUGGAUUGGAUAUUGGUUUUCACCAAUAUUUCCAGAUUGUUAUUAUGAAAAAGAUGUAUUUUCCAAUACGCCUGAAAGGUUAGAAAGAUACGUAGGAAGGGAGCACGUGCAGAAAUAUACUGUGACCACCGACGAUGGAUAUAUUUUAACGAUGUUCAGGAUUGUCAGGAGAAAGCCCAAAGGAGUUGUUGUACUUCAGCAUCCAAUGCUCACUGAUUCAGUCAUCUGGAUGUCACAGAUUAAUGAGUCCACGGCUUUAGAGUUUUGGAGAAAAGGCUAUGACGUAUGGCUGCCUAAUAACAGAGGUACUUGGUACUCAGAAAAACACGUUAAUCUAACAAUUAAUCAGUUGGAAUACUGGAACUUCGGGUUUCACGAAAUAGGAAUACACGAUUAUGCAAAAUUUUUGGAAAAAAUUUCGGAAGUGACAAACAACACCGACAUAAUUGUUAUCUCUCAUUCAAUGUCGACCACCGCUUCGUUGGCUUACGCAACAAUGAAGCCUGACCACGCCGCAAAACACGUGAAACUCUUCAUAGAAUUGUCCCCUGUAGCGAAUUUUUACCAUAUUGAAUCUCCAACUCGGCUUAUUUCACCAUUUCAUAAAGUAAUACGAUUGCUAUCAGAAAUUGUUGGAAUUGGUGGAUUUCUUAUAAGAAACGGUAUACUAACAUAUAUAAUUACGUUGUUCGUGUUUUUCCCAUUUAAACAGCUCAUCGUGUUUUUUCUCACUUCGACGAGCGGUUACACGACGGAAUUUGAUCCGAGGUUUAUAAAUAUAUUGCUUGCGACGAAUGUCCGGGGAACUAGUCUUGGUUUAGUUUACCAUUAUUCUCAAAUUGUUCAAGCUGGAGGCAGGUUUCAAAUGUACGACUAUGGGAAAGAGCACAAUUUGAAACUAUAUAAUUCUGAAAUAUCACCAUUGUAUCCUUUGGAACGAAUAAAAGUUCCAUUUUACUUAAUUUCGAGUUAUAGUGACACAAUAUCAACCGUCAAGGAUGCCCAGAUACUUUACGAUGAUUUACCACCAACUGCUAAGAUAUAUGGUCAACAAAAAGUAACCAACAUGAAUCAUAUUGAUUUCCACUUUGGAAAGAAUAGAUUCAAAGUUUAUGAUAAUAUUUUUAAAUUGUUGAGUAAAAUAAUGAUGUUUCUGUUAGUUUUAUACAGUUGCUUAUCUUUAACCGCUGGUGUAUCAGUUUAUAAUAAUGCCUGUCUGAACUUUUCCGAUUACUACAUUUCAUUUAUUUCCGAAAAUUGUUAUUAUGAGCCAGACGUUAUGUCCAAUACGCCAGAAAUUCUUGAAAGACACUUUCCAAAACAAUAUUUAGAGAAUUACACAGUGACGACUGAUGAUGGUUACAUUUUAAUGAUGUUUAGAAUUAUUAAUCCCAAUCGAAGAGGUGUUGUAAUGCUUGAACAUCCAUUUGCCUCAGACGGAAUAGUUUGGGUGAGCCAAGGCAACGAAUCUAUUGCAAUUGAAUUUUGGAACAGAGGAUACGAAGUGUGGAUACCCAAUCAUCGUGGUACAUGGUUCUCUAUGGGACAUGUUAAUUUAACAACUCGCGAUUUAAAAUAUUGGAAUUACUGGAGUCAUCACAUAGGUAUGUACGACUUUCCCAAAUUCAUCGAGAAAAUUGCCGAAGUUUCAAAUUCAACCAUAAUUUUCGUUGGUUAUUCAAUGUCUGCAAGUUCAUCCUUGAUAUACGCUUCUUUACAACCAGAGCAUGCUAAAAAAUAUAUCAAAAUUUUCGUGGAAAUGGCCCCAUUCUUGUACAUCAAACACAUGCGAAGUCCUCUAAAAUAUACCGGAGCAAUAUGGAAGAUUGUACAGUCUGUUGGAGCUGCAAUAGGAAAAGGGGCAAUAUUUAUAAAAGAUUCUUUUGAAUCACGACUUUUGCAAUUAGUCACAUAUCUUCCUGUUAAAGAUAUUUAUAUUGGUAUAUUUUGUUUAUUGGCGGGUGGGACGCCUAACGAAACGGAACCGAAAUACGUUAAUUUGAUAGCAUCAAAUUUGCCGAGGACAAUGAUGCUAACAGAGUUUGUUCAUUUUGCACAAACUUUGGAUAACAAAGGUAAUUAUCUAAUGUACGAUUACGGUAGCGAGGAGAAUCUUCUUAGAUAUAAUUCCACUACGCCUCCGGAAUAUCCCUGGAAUCGUAUUAAUGUUCCCGUGUAUUUAAUUUCAAGCACACACGAUUCGAUUGUUUCCGUACCAGAUACCAAAUAUUUGUUUAAUAAAUUUUCGCCAGAAGCAAACGUCUAUGGGAAAUUCGAGGUUUCCCAUUUGAAUCACUUUGAUUUCUUGUGGGGCAAACAUAGAAUGAUUGUAUUCGAUAACAUAUUCACUUUAAUUAACAAAAUUUAGCCAUGCCCUUGUAUAAGAUUUUUAAUAUGUUUUUUAGUAUUUUAUUUUUUUAGUAUUAGUUAUUAAUCAUUAUAAUGUUAAAGUUUUCUAAUAAAAAGUAAUUAUGUUUUA